UUUUUCCUUUAGGACUUCUCCAUCCUGUCUGUGCUGUUAGAUGAAGAGAAAAACCACUGAUCUCAGCAAAGUGCCAACCAGGGAUUGUCCUUGGUGUUUGUACUUUUUUUUAGCAUUCAUCAAAUUCUUUUCACAUCUUUUCUUGCUGUAGAAACUGCAUUUAAGUUAGAAAAAAAUGAAGCAGUUGAAAAGAAAAAGGAAAAGCAAUUUCAGUGUUCAAGAAACUCAGACCCUUUUGAAAGAAAUUACGAAAAGGAAAGAAGUUAUUUUUUCUAAGCAGCUCAAUACAACAAUUAAUGUGAUGAAGCGAAUGGCUUGGGAGGAGAUUGCACAGUGCGUGAAUGCUGUAGGAGAAGGGGAACAGAGGACAGGGACGGAAGUGAAAAGAAGGUACCUUGACUGGCGAGCACUUAUGAAGAGAAAGAGAAUGAAGGCAAACAUUAAGCUUGUUGGUUCUGGCUUCCCCCUUCCCACAUCUGAUUUAGAGGACUCUCUCACUGAAGAUAUUGAUGAAAAGAUUGGAUUUCGAAAUGAUGCAAAUUUUGAUUGGCAGAAUGUGGCAGAUUUCAGGGAUGCAGGUGGAUCCUUAACUGAGGUCAAAGUGGAAGAAGAAGAAAGGGAUCCACAGAGUCCCGAAUUUGAGAUUGAGGAGGAAGAAGAAAUGCUGUCAUCAGUCAUACCAGAUUCCAGGAGGGAAAAUGAACUUCCCGAUUUCCCUCACAUUGAUGAGUUUUUCACCCUAAACUCCACACCCUCCAGAUCUUAUGACGAGCCCCAUGUUCUUGUAAACAUCGAGAAACAGAAACUCGAAUUGGAAAAGCGACGGCUGGAUAUUGAGGCUGAGCGACUGCAGGUGGAGAAGGAGCGGCUGCAGAUUGAGAAGGAGAGGCUGCGGCACUUAGACCUGGAGCAUGAGCGACUGCAGCUGCAGAAGGAGCGGCUGCAGAUCGAAAGAGAGAAACUGAGGCUGCAGAUCGUCAGUUCAGAGAAACCAUCCUUGGAAAGUGAACUUGGCCCAGGAGAAAAGUCCAUUCUUCAGCCACAGGACAUCGAAGCUGAGAAGUUGAAACUUGAGAGAGAACGCUUGCAACUGGAAAAAGACAGACUGCAGUUUUUAAAGUUUGAAUCCGAGAAGCUGCAGAUUGAAAAGGAACGCUUACAAGUAGAGAAAGAGAGACUUCGAAUUCAGAAGGAGGGACACUUGCAGUGAAGGGUACAGGUCUCCAUUUUAGCAAAUGUUUGUGAAUCUUAGGUUUU
Molecule: messenger RNA, 1257 nt
Organism: Chrysochloris asiatica (Cape golden mole)
Lineage: Eukaryota; Metazoa; Chordata; Mammalia; Afrosoricida; Chrysochloridae
Gene: MSANTD4
Product: Myb/SANT-like DNA-binding domain containing 4 with coiled-coils
Exons: 2
Coding region: 176-1210 (344 amino acids)
Source: RefSeq, a predicted model, not a curated record